Molecule: messenger RNA, 1245 nt
Organism: Lichtheimia ornata
Lineage: Eukaryota; Fungi; Mucoromycota; Mucoromycetes; Mucorales; Lichtheimiaceae
Exons: 8
Coding region: 1-1245 (414 amino acids)
Source: RefSeq, a predicted model, not a curated record
AUGACAACAGAGACACCCGUUAACGCCGGUCAUUCGUUUGCUACCACAGCUGAAGAUUACGAAGACAGAGAGGAAUGGGCCAAAGCUGCUGAAGCUCAUGCAAUGGCUGCUAGUCAGUUUCAACGAGCCAUACAGUAUGCUCAAGACGCCAUGGCUGCCAAGACCUUACGUCUAUUAACGUCCAAUCACCUGCGUAAAGCCAAAGACCUGGAAAGACGAAUGACUAGACAACAACAGCAGCAGUUUGAUCAAGGACAUGACCCUGAAGAUAUGAAUGAACCUGAGGGCAGCUUAUCAUCACAUGGCACAAUCAACAACAACGACAACAAUGAUGAUCGAUCAUUUGACAUGGAUAGCUUACGACAUGCAUUAUCAUCAGACCAACGACAUGGAUCUGCCACGCCAGCAAUAGGUGGAUCAUAUGCAGUACUCUCUCAAAAUGAGGAAGAUGAAGAAGAGAAUGAUCCUUUCAACAAGUUCUUUGAGGUGGUCGAAAAGCUGAUGGACAAGCUCUCUAACCCUGUGGCAUUCGCUUCAGCACCUUUGAACGAGAACGACAAUCCCAUUCCUAUCACCGUGCAAUCACCAGAUGAUAGAGAAAGUGAUCGGUUUGAUGCAUCCAAGAUGGUAGAGUCCUAUUUUUUCGUGACAGAAGCACUCGACCACCCCACAUCCGCGAGAUCACCACAGGAAUAUUCUGAUGAAAAUGAACAGCUAAAGAAACAAGUGGAUCAAUUGACAAGACGAAUACAUGAGUUGGAAAAGGCAGCCGUGGAAAGCAACAUUCUCAAAAGCAGUAUUCUUCAAUUCAAAAGCGAUGUCCAUAAACAAGCCAAACGCAUCAUGCAAAGUCACGAUUAUGCAGCCAUGAGAGCAUCUUCAUCAGCAGCAAUGUUGACAGCCAGCGGAGGUGGUGGAAGGCCCAUCAGUGAACAAUUGGCACGCAUUCGAGAAUUGGAAGAAGAAAACCGACAAUUGAGGGUUCAAAACGAGAAACAGCAAGCACUCGUCAACAAAUACCGAGAACGAUGGGAAAAGUUGAAAGAAAGUGCAAAGAAACGACGUGCUCAGCCAGAUCAGGAUAUGCUAUCAUUGGGUCGAAGCUAUUCAAGUUGUUCAUCUGAAAGCGCACGUCAACCUACUUUAUUGAGAUCGCUUGCGCAACAAUCCACGCCAUCAUCAUCUUCUUCAGCACAUCCACCGCGCACCUCAUCACCACUUGCAAAAGGUUCAACACCUCCAUGA